This is a messenger RNA of Meriones unguiculatus (Mongolian gerbil), 8008 nucleotides long. RefSeq names its product sperm acrosome associated 6 (gene Spaca6). The record is from RefSeq and is a predicted model, not a curated record. NCBI's taxonomy places the organism in Eukaryota, Metazoa, Chordata, Mammalia, Rodentia, Muridae. Bases 6984 to 7856 code for a protein of 290 amino acids. The transcript has 8 exons. Gene Ontology annotation, biological process: fusion of sperm to egg plasma membrane involved in single fertilization.
GAACCGAGGGGGAUGGGACCUGAGCCGGACUCCAGGGUCCCCAAGGGAGGAGGCAGCCAGACUGGGCCUGGAUUUCUGGGUUCUGGCUUGGAUGGCGGAGAAGUGAUGGUGGCGGUUGUGGUUGCGGGGUGGGGGUAGCGAGCUGGAAGUCCAGACUUAAGAAUUUUGAUGGAGGAAGCUUGAGAUCUAGAUUCUGGGGUCCUCGGGUUUCAGAAGCUGGGAGGAUCUCUUAGAUUCUACAGGAUCCCAGAGUGUAAGGGACAGCAGGGGAGGUGGAGGAAAACUGUCUGGCUUUGGCGGUGCCUCCAGCGGCCCAAGGGUUAACGUCUGGUUAGGAGGGAGGGGGAGGGGCAGAGAUGGGGCUGCGGGGCUCUGCGGGGUCAAGGGUGAGCCGUGUGAGUGGGAGGGUGCCUGGAGGAGGGGGAGGUUGUCUGGGCAGCCAGACGGGCCCGGGUCAGCUCCGGGGGCAGGGGAUGUCUGGUAGUGGAGAGGCCCAGCGUCCAGGUUCCCUUGAGGACCCGGGAUUCCAGGCUUCAGCCUCCUCCUCCUCCUUCCGAGUCCGCCUUCCAGGCCGUUGCCCAAAUUCCACAAUCAGAAGUGUUAGCUGCACUCUGCCCAGGACCCAGGAGUCUGGGCCACCCAGCUGCUUCUUUCCUCUGAUCAAGGAGUCCACUCUCCAGUCACCACCUCCUGCCCAGAAGCAGAAUCCACCCCCAAUCCCUUCCUCCUUCAGAACCUGAAUCAAGGCCCGAGACUAUGAUGAGAGGAGCCACCUGCAUGAUGCGUUCACACAGAUGAUACUCUCCCUCCAGGAGGUGGCUACUGCUCAGGGUGAGUGUUUUAUAGAGUUUGGCUUGGGUUCUCCAAGGACUAUGUGAAGACAUAAGAGAUUUCUCUGCUUGGGACACUUAAGGGACUGAUACUAGAAACCUGUGUGAGUUAGGUUAUUGUUUGGGGGGGAAGUGAAGAAAUGAGUGGAGUCAGUGGUGGCAAGGAACUGAAAGAGGUAUAGAAGUCACAGUCUGAGGCCCUGCGGAGUCAAUUUCAUGUGACCUAUGGGUCGUUCUCACUGUCUGGGUUCUGAAGUCUGGAUGUGUUCCUGCCUCUCACCUGGGCUCCACUUACUCACCUAAAAGAUAGGAAAUUUCUUUGGCUCUCAGAUUGAGUCGUUUUCCACAUCUCCUAAGGUGGAAAAUUCUCAUCUCCUAGGGUGAGAUACUCUCCUUAUCUCCCAGAGAAGUCAGAGCUCAUUGAAAGGAAAUGGUUCUUUUUGACACAGGUGUUAGAAAAGACAUAAUCACUUAAGGCAACACACACUCUCACUGCCGACAAAGUCAGAUUAGGAGCAAUGGAGCUAGCUAGCCAUUCAGGGGACAGACAUGGAGCGUAAGGGCCAGGCUUCUGCUGGGGCGUUGGGGAAGAUCAUGUUGUAUGGAGCAGACCUUAAGCCUCUGGGGACAAGUAUUUCAAAAAGACAUGAUUAGCAGUAAUCACACCAGGUCACCCCAAACACAGGGCACACAGUGCUAUAUAGAUAGUAAGUAGCAGUAGAGCAGUAUGAGAACUCACUUUUUGUUUCUUUGUUUUAAGAAUAAAUUGGCCAUUCUUAGGAUCUGGAAGUUCAAGACUGGUUUUUCCCCCAUCUGUAAUGGUUCAUUUUGUUCCCACUAAGUUUUGUAUCAGAGCUCUUUUCAAACAAAGAAAAGGUCCACUCAUUCAACGGUGUCCAGGACUAUCACAGAAGAGAAUUUCUGUGUGUUCCCAAGCCUCAGGAACCAGAGACAUGGAAGAAAUACAGGAUUCUGGAAUCUGGCUCCUCUUUGGAAACUUGUGAAAAACUACCAAGGGCAGACCUUGGAAGUAGUCUCUGUGGGACAGAGACUUAGGAGCAGGUAAAGGCUGAGGUUAGAAAGAGGCCUGACACAGAUCUAAGACCAUGGUGAAGAGGAGAGACUAGAAAAUAGAAAAGUGGGAGUGUUUCUGGCAGUCUGUUUUAGGGAAAGGAAAGAGGCAGAGUUACAGGAGUGCCUUCACCUGGGGUCCAUCUUCUUAAGAGCGACAUCCUAAGAUGACAAGCAUGGAGCCAAGAGCUGGACCAGGGCAGGUGUCUAAGUUAAUAUUGCAAUAACCAGAAAGGGAUACUGAUGACAUACAUCAACAAGGCACCUAGACACCUAAAUGUUGGGAUCAAUCAAGGAGACUUAAGACACUGUCCUGAGGGACCUGGAAGACCAAAGGGGGCUUUUCAGCAGGGCAGAGGAGCUUCUGGAACCCCACAGAGGGAGAGGCUAGAGACUGGAAGAACCUGGUGUAAUCAUUUACUCAGAGGCUUACAGAAUAUUCCAGAACCACCUGUGGGGUCACAGCUGGUACCAAAACUGCAAAUAGCCUGCCCUGGAGAUGCUAGUAUUUAAGGGCAGAACACAGAUAAUAAACAGCCAAUAAAGUAUGAAGUUGAGGGUCUCUUACAGGUAGAGAAGCCUGCCUAGAAUCCACCAUUGAGGUUGCAGGGUUGUGACUUAGUAAUAAAGCUCUCACAUAGAAUCUAGCAGGGAAGGCUUGGCACUAUGGCUAAGCUGUGGAGGACUUGCCUAGAGGUGUUGGGUCUCCUGGACAAUAAUUUAUGUUAAUUAUUCUCCUAAGGGAUAUUUCAUUAACAACCCUGUGAGGUGGAGUUUUAAAGCCCUACUUUCCAGGUGGGAAAGUUAGGACUGAGAUGAGCUUGAAUAUAUGUAGUCAGAAUUUAGGAUAAUUUGUGCAUUGGAUGAACCAGACUAGAGCUGCGUGUGUGUGUGUGUGUGUGUGUGUGUGUGUGUGUGUGUGUGUGUGUGACACAAGACAUAAUGAUUCUGUAUACACAUAAUAGACUUAUAAUGUGAGUACAGGUUGAAUAUUUUUAGUGCAAUAAUCUGAAAUCUGAACUUUUUCUAAGCUAGAUGCGGCUUGUCCAUACAAUGUUGGGGUCGGAGGGUAGGCUGGGAAGGGACAGAGGAUUCAAGAGUUUGAGAGCACCAUGGAAUACAUAGUGAAAAAAAUAUUGAAGACUAAGAAUGUAGCUCAGUUGGUAGAGUGCUUGUCUAUUAUGCACAAAGUCAUGAGUUUUAUCCCAAGCACCUAGUAAAGUCCUUGGUUCCACACAUCUGUAAUCUCAGCACUGGGGAAGUAGAGGCAGAGAGAUCAUCCUUGAUUACAUAGUGACUUUGAACCCAGCCCAGGCUACAAAGUCCCUGUUUCAAAGGAAAAUAAAAUGAUCCUGGUUGCUCACACAAUGCCAGUAUCUGGAAGGAGGCAGUAGGAUAUUUAGGGAGCCUAGGUAACAUAGUCUGUCUCAAAACAGACACAAUAAAACAGUGAAAUACAUGUGUUCUUAUUCAUGUGUGCGUGUGUGUGUGUGUGUGUGUGUGUGUAUGAAAUGUUUCACAAUCCACAUCCUUUUGAAUGUCAUCUUAGCUCUACGUAGCAUCACAUGACAGGUCACAGGUAAAAUUCAGAACCACUCAAAAUAUUGUGUAAACUCAACCUUCAGACUGUGUGUAAGGCAUUAUGAAAGAAGUGGGUUUCCAUUGUUACUGCUUUGUUUAUUUAUGUGUAUGAAUGUUUGCCUACAUACAUGUCUGUGCACCACAUUCAUGUGUAGUGCCUGAACUGGCCAGAAGAGGGUGCCAGAUCCCCUGGAGUAGUAAGUAGUAGGGUGUUAGGAAUGUCUUCACUAAGGAAGUAUGGGCAUUGUGCUAAGCAGGACAGAAUAUAGCUCAGAAUGAAAAUGAUUCCAUCUUACAUAGCACUCAAUCUCAGUCUUUGUGGUAGACAUUUCCAUCAUUGCUGUUUUUGUGCAAUGGGAAACUGAGGACCAGAGAGUUGUCACCUGAUGGAGCUCAUAUGUGGAGGCUGGCUUGUGAUCUGUAGGUGUAUAUCAGUGUGAAACAGGUGUACUCAUAUCUGAUGUGCAAACCCAUUGUCAGAGCUCCUAAUACACGCCCCUCACCAGGGAAACUGCAGUGUCUUUUGUACUGUUGUGGUUCAGUUGACGUAAUCCACAUUCCAUUUACCUUGUUUAGGCUAUUUCCCUCCACUCCUGACCCAGUGUGUACUAGAUAUAUGCUUAACCCACCCCUGCCCACCUCACAGGCCACUGUGGUGCCCUUAGUAUGUCCCACCACCUGUAUUCUUACUUGGCUCCUGAAAUCUUAUUGGUACGUUGGGCGAGGCCUUCAGGAUCCAGGCCUCUCACUGGGGGCUCCACUGGGACCAUAUCCUCUUUACAGUACUACUGUCACUAGAUCAUGCUCUUAUACUUAAGGAGAUUGAACGCAAAUUAUUCAAAAGCUUCUUGGCUUUGGUACUUCUCUGCCCUUGUAGAUAACCCACAAUGUACUUUCUUUACUUAAUACCUUCAGUUCCCUCCUGACAGUUUCUCACACACAUAAUAUAUUUUGGUCUUCAUCCUCAUUGCUGUGACAGAAUACCUGACAAUCACCUUAAUGGAGAAAAGGUUUAUUAUGGAUCACUGUUUAAGGGUAUCGUCCAUCGUCAUGCAGGAGUGUGAAAUGGCUGAUUAUGUGGCAAACACAGGAAGCAGGGAGAAGUGAAUACUUGGGUUCAGCUUUCUGCUUUUGAGUCACUCUCGGAUGCCACAUACGUAAAGGGUGGGAAUAACCGCCCCUCGACAUGUCCAGAGGUUUGUUUCCAUGGUGAGUCUAAAUUCUAUGAAAUUGGUAAUAAAGACGAACAAUCAUAUUUGGCUAGGGUCCACCCUGUAGAAUGCUGUCUUUAAAUACAGUCACAUUCUUCCAUACUGUACUGGGGAUUAGGAUUCUGAAUAUGAAUGUGGGUGGGGGUGAACACUGUCAUAACCAUUUCCACCAGAAGGCUGGUCUCUGGAGAGCCACAUCUCAUGAUCUAUAGUGGUGAGAAUCAAGGAUUCAGAACAUAAAAGAGUGAAGGGUGGAAAUGAAUGGUUCUUGGGUCUGGGAAAGAGGGCUUCGAAAUGCUCUGUUUAAAGAGAACAGCAAUGGUGGACACUGGCCUAAUUAUUGCCUUAUGGCACUGGUCAAUGUUUUGUAGCUUUGUACAUUUUUUUUUUAAAGAGAUGCUAAGCAUUUUUGUUACCUCAGUUUUGUGUGUUGCAAUCAGUUCAUUUGGUUAUUUUUUUAAGACUUAUUAUUUAUAUGUAUGGGGGGGGGUGGAGGAUGUUGGUGCAUGUGAAUGCUUUUGAAGGCCAGAAGAGGAUAUCAUUCCCUGAAGUUGGGCUAACAUACGGUUGUGAACCUCCUGACAUGGGUGCUCAGAAACAAGAGUGUCCUCUGCAAGAGCAGUUCUUUGACUUCAGAGUCAUCUCUUCAGCUUCCUUCCCAUUUUUUAGAAUAGCAGUAUCAAGAUCUUUUACUCUCCCAAAGUCAUAUAUUUGCCACCAGUUCAUAUAUUUAAAAAAAGAAACAAGCUGUGUGGUGGUGGUGGUGUGUGCCUUUAACCCCAGCAUUCAGGUUACAGAGGCAGGCGGAUUUCCAAGUUCUAGGCCAGUCUGAUCUACAGUGGGAGUUCCAGGACAGACAGGGAUACACAGAGAAACCUUGCCAAGAAAAGGACUUAAAAAGAAGAAAAAGAAGCACUUUCCUGUCGAUUUUUAUCACAUCCAGGUGAUGCAUUUGGGUCUAAGGCCACUGCUGGUGACCUACAUUUCCUGCUGGAUUCUAGAAUUCAUUCAACAUAAUACUUACUGAGCUACUUUGUAAGACUAGGGCCCUUUUGUGGGUUCCAAAGAUGCUGUAUUUAAGACGUGAGAAUUCAGGGAACCUUGAGAAAAGAAGGUUUUUAAGAGUCAGAGAUUAGGGAGGACAAGACAAAGUGGUGUGUUCUGGACAUGACAGGACUAAUGCACUGUUGAAUUCACAGCAGCUGUGGUUGCCUGCACAAGAUGAAGUCUAUUAACAUUCCAGUGCUGGGGGUGGGACUCAGAAGCUUCCACCUCUGACUGAGGGCAUACUGAUAGUUGAUGGCUGCUGGAGGAGAGAGCCAGCUGUCUUCAAGGCUGCAUGCAGUCCCUGGUAGGUUGGUGGUGCCCCCAGUGGAUGGUCAGCCCAGAUUGGACUGAGUGGUUAUUAUAUUUAAAAAAAAAAUGAAGAAGGUGGGGAAGAGUAGGAGGUGAGUGGGUUUGGAAGAUAGGGGAGGAGAUAAUACAAUCAAAAUACAUUGCUUGCAUUAUGAACUGCUCAACAACAAUGAACCAUCAUCAGUUAAGGAGUUGGGUGUGUGCACUGCCUGCAUAGGCAGGCAGAUCUCUGAAUCAAAGCCCACUUGGUCUACAUAGAGAUGUCCAAGCCAGUCUGGAACAUAGUGAGCCACUGUCUUAAAACAAAAUGCCAAAAAGAUGGACUUAAUCCAUUAGCAUAUGUAAACAUUAAUUUACACACACAUAAUUUAUAUAUAUAUAUAUAUAUGUGUGAUUGCAAACCGAUGAAGCUUAUGUACGCUGUGAAUGGGGCACAAUGAGAGAUGGAGGUAGGGGACUUUGGUACAGAUUUUGGGUGAUGAAACCCUUUGCAGUGACACAUGAGAUGAUAAGAUACAGAGGAUGAUUUGGGGCUGGACAAAAGAUGUUUAUAAAGAGGUCCAGGUAACCUGGAGAUCGAAAGUGCACAAGAGGGCUGCAGCAGAGAAAAAGGAAACAGCAUUGUAGGACGUCGUAAGCCCUGUGGAGGACUUGGUCAUUAUCCUCCCAUUUCCACUAAGGUACACAUGGAUAGUGCUCUGAAGAGGCAGAGCGCCUUGGAGAAGUCUGCUAGUCUUGCCUUUGUACCUGUGGGAGGAGGAAAUACAGCAUGUGCUUAUGGAGAGACAGAAAGUCCCGACUGACUCUUCAGCCAUAGGGAAAGGACUCCUAGUCCAACCACCUUGCUUCGUCCCCCAGGGUCCUUUAUAGAUGCCUUCCCCAGUGCUGCAGCAGAAAUGAAGAGGACCAUUCAACAGCUUAAGAAAGUUCAGGCAUGCGUCCCUCCUUGCGAAACCUGGGAGUUCCCGUAGAUUUAACAAGAUUGAGAGACUUGGUCUGGAGACUGCAAGGGAGCCCAACACUCCUGCUCUUCACAGGUGUCCAGGAGUUCACUAGGCUUUUCCACUGCCAGGGCUGCUAUUCCACAAUCUGCGACCUACCUCUAGACUGUCCAGGUGAGGGGUUGGGGCUAGGAUACCAGGGAAGAGGCAGGCCUUAUGCGGGCUUACAAGAGUCACCCGACCUCUCUCCAGUUCAGGACCUGAUAGUGAAACGUGGAAACCAGGCUUUGUUUUCUUGUACCGUGGGCUUCCAGUUGCCAGAGUCGGAGCUCACUUAUUCCUGGAAAUUUGCGGAAGGAGGUCUCCGGACUCGGGACAUGUCCUACUUCCGUGAUGUUCCGGGGGCCCACGGGUACCUGGCGCGAAUCCGGCCAGUGCAACCCAAGCACAGUGGAACCUUCGUUUGCGUGAUCCUGCAUGACCAACGCCCCCUGGCGCGGCUCUACUUCUAUCUGAACGUGACGGGCCCUCCUCCGCCCGGGGAGAUGGAGCUUCAGGUCACAUUCCGGGAAGUGGUGAAUUGGUCAGCGCGGGAGGCGGAAGUGAUCGUGCCCUGGAGUCCCAGCCUAGGCGAACUACUUGCACUGCCCCGGGCUCUGACGCUCGGCAACCUGUUCCUGAUGGCGAUCACCGCCGCAUUCCUGUCUGCUAGUGUUACCGUGCUAGCGUGGUGCUUCAAGUUCCUGCUGCCUUUACUCUGCUGCAAUAAUCCAGGACAGUGGCCUGGAUUUGUUAGCCAAAUAAAGCCUUUCUUCCUGGCUGCUAUUGCAAGGGUAUUUUCUCACAGCAACAGGAAACAAAACUGAAUUGAGAAUGGCCAUGAACUUCUGAUCUUCCUGCCUUCAAUUUACAGGAGCAAUGUGGUCAGCUUUCUCAAGCUCCUGAAUCCAUUCCUCCCCUUCAUGAUGGACUGUCUCCUCAAACUGUGAACUGAAAUAAACACUUUAUUCUUUAAGAA